Messenger RNA from Gryllus bimaculatus (two-spotted cricket), 601 nucleotides. Lineage: Eukaryota; Metazoa; Arthropoda; Insecta; Orthoptera; Gryllidae. The record is from the annotation of a GenBank genome assembly.
UUCGAGUCCCGAACGGAAUGAGGAAGCUGCCGUCGGCGACCCGCCUUUGUGGAUCAGAACGUGUGAAGUGGGUGUGCUCGCGACAGUGACAUGAAUGCCGCUGUGACGCGUAGCUAGAAUGUAGCGGUGCGCGCCCCGCCUCGAAUUAUGCUCUCGGUACUUUACUAACCCCUGAAACGGAAACACGUGUGCAAGAAACUUCUAAGUGUUCAAACAGCGUCCAAGGAACGGUCGUGUGAGAAAUAUUAGGUCUGUGUACAUUUCGUAGUGGGUCCCUGAAGUUUACCAGAAGAUACUCAUCAAAAUGACCAUGUUUAAGCGAGGGAUGAUCUUUGUGACAUUUUUUCUGUCGUGUCUCAUUAUAGCCCUGUUGGUUGCCGCUUUAGGCACAAAAUAUUGGAUUGUUGCCCGUGCGAGAAGAAUAUCAAAUCCAGAAGAAUCUGACGGAAGGAUCAACUUCGGCCUAUUCGAAGGCAAGAAAGAACUGAACGUCGCCUACGGCUGGCGGACGUACGAGAUCAAAAGUCUAGUAACUUUCUUGUCUGCUCCAUUUAAACAAUUUGAAAUUCUGCGUGAAAAGCGCCUGACUGACUCCUCUUAG